CUAUGAAUAUCUGUGAUUACCCGACCACGCUGCAGCUGCCAGUCAUCACACAUUCUCCUGAAAAGUUGUGGGCACGAGUGCCCGCUUUUUGACUGCACAAUACACAAUCAAGCUUCCGUUCCUCUUCGAUGACAUCUCCCCUGAGUACGAGACGCUUCAUAAUCCUGGAUGUUGCUCUAUUCCUAGCUUCGCAGGCAGCGGUUUACUGUGCUAUUCGCUGGUACAUCAAGCGGGGUGACAACCGGACAACAAAGAGCGCUGAGGCAAUCAAGAAGCUCAUCGGACAAAAGAACCUCAAGCUGGAUGAGUAUGAGAGAGCGAUAUCAAAGGAGGUUGUACACCCAGACGAAAUCGCCGUUCGAUUCCAGGAUAUCGGGGGUCUGGAGCCAAUCGUAUCAUCUCUCCGUGAAACCAUAAUCUAUCCUUUAAUCCACCCCGCUCUUUUCACCUCAGCCUCUCCCCUUCUUGGAGCCCCGAAAGGGGUUUUACUCUACGGACCCCCGGGAUGUGGAAAGACUAUGCUCGCCCGUGCGCUGGCCAAAGAAUCUGGUGCAACAUUCAUUAACGUUCCCGCAUCAACACUCACAAAUAAGUGGUUCGGUGAGUCCAACAAGCUAGUCGCAGGUCUGUUCAGCCUCGCACGGAAGGUCCAACCUGCGAUCAUAUUUGUCGAUGAGAUCGACUCCUUCUUAAGGGAACGACGUGGAGAUGACCACGAGGUCAUGGGUAUGAUGAAGGCAGAGUUCAUGACUUCAUGGGAUGGCUUGACGUCAGGCUCUGACAGGAUACUAGUGCUGGGCGCGACGAACAGACCAGGUGAUAUUGACCCAGCAAUUUUACGUCGCAUGCCGAAGCGGUUCGCUGUGGCUCUUCCAGAUGCAGAACAGAGAUUCAAAAUUCUGUCCCUAAUGCUCAAGGACACGAAACUGGAUCCCCAUCUUUCCUUACACAUCCUUGCUUCUCAGACGACGGGGUUCUCUGGUUCUGAUUUGCGUGAAUUAUGCCGCAACGCUGCGAUGGUUCCAGUGAGGGAAUGUAUGCGCGCCAUGGAACAUGAUGAAGAAGCGUUGACGAAGGUCGAGAAAGAGGGCUUCAGCAUGCGUUCACUCACCCUCACCGAUUUCUACGAAGCUGAGGGGUCGACGCUGCAGCCACCCGAUCCAGAGGAUGAAGCCAUAUCAUUGCAAGCAUUCGUCGACACUCGCCCAGAACCGAGUCCACAGAUAGACAAGGAUCUUGUAAGAAAGGAAGCUCUGGUUAUCGAGGAGGUUUCCGAGUACGAGAGUGAUAGUGAGUCAAGAUUCCAGACCGACGACGAAUCGACAGUACUUGACGGCGACGAUCAAUCGACUUUAAAAGACGAGAUUAGUGCCGACUCAUGAUACACCAUUCAUUACGCCGCAAGCUUCAUCGCCUGCAUCGAUUUUGAGUAGCACUGAUUAUUGUCAUAUAGAGUAGACAUAACUGAUCAUCUCCACUUUGACAAUUGAUACGAGAUAAACAAUCAGAUUGGUAUUGCAGGAUUACCUUCAUCAUGCUGCAACACG
Molecule: messenger RNA, 1547 nt
Organism: Suillus subaureus
Lineage: Eukaryota; Fungi; Basidiomycota; Agaricomycetes; Boletales; Suillaceae
Product: ATPase
Exons: 9
Coding region: 129-1382 (417 amino acids)
Cellular component (GO): mitochondrial outer membrane
Molecular function (GO): ATP hydrolysis activity; ATP binding
Source: RefSeq, a predicted model, not a curated record